Messenger RNA from Oncorhynchus mykiss (rainbow trout), 4032 nucleotides. It is a transcript of the gene klhdc8b, whose product is annotated as kelch domain containing 8B. Lineage: Eukaryota; Metazoa; Chordata; Actinopteri; Salmoniformes; Salmonidae. Gene Ontology annotation, biological process: nuclear chromosome segregation; mitotic cytokinetic process; mitotic nuclear division. Gene Ontology annotation, molecular function: protein binding. Gene Ontology annotation, cellular component: midbody; cellularization cleavage furrow; intercellular bridge. The record is from RefSeq and is a predicted model, not a curated record.
GAGCUUAGGGAAGCUCCUCCAGGACCUUUUCUGCCACAACACAACUCCCCGCUUCUCCUCCAAUCACCCCUGGACUACACCUACCACUGAGGAAGAGCUUCAGGAGACUACCGGGAGAGUCAGAUUCCUGCCCCUGGAAUACCAACAAGUGUGCAUCCUUUUACACUUUUCAUCCUUAAUUUCAAAUCCACCUACUCUGAUUACGAGGGGGGGGGGGGAAGCGUUUGCUAGCAUCUCUGGCCUCUUGGAAUCGAUCCUGUGGGAACUGUUCUAGUUUUGAGCCUGCAUUCCUUCAGCUGACUCGGCCCAUCUGGUGUGUUUCUACUGAACACUUUCAGGAACUAACACAAAUCUAGUACUCUGCUGCAGGGAUACAUUGGUACAUUGUAACCUAACAACAAGCCCUAUCAGAAGAGGUAAAGAGGAGAGGCCCAUCUUGGAGUGUGCCCACUGGGCACAGAUGUCAAUUCAAUGUCUUUUCCACGUUGGUUCAACCUAAUUUCAUUGGAAUGACGUGGAAGCAACAUUAAUUCAACCAGUGUGUGCCCAGUGGGUGGUGUGUUAGAGCUAGUGGAAGAUACACCUGUGGACUUAUAAGAGGCUCUGCAGAAGAAGACCUGAUCCUUCCUGAACUGUAAAAACACAGGGUCUCUCUGAAGAGAUAUCUGUCCAUCUUUUCUCUCUGGGUGGAGAAACCCCUUCCUGCACUCAGCCAGCGUCAGACCUCCGGGCCUCUAACGAUUGCUCUACAUCUCCCCAUAUCUGUCUAUCUGUCUGUUUUCUCUCUAUCUUUCUUUUUCACCUGUCUACUUCACUUUGCCCUCUCUCAAUUUCUCUCCUCCUCCCCAUUCAUUCUCUUUUUCUCCUUUUCCACAACACCCAUUUCUGUCACAUGCUCUCUCUGUUCUUCUAAUUAACGAUGCUUGUGUACCAAUUAGACAUUCAGUCGGUGCGACCCGAACCCUGAGAGCCCCAGUGAAAGCAGGGACCUUUGGUGUACUGCUGGUGUGUGGAUCGUGCUGUCCUAGACCUCCACCCCCCCACCCCCCAGUACCCCCUGUCAUUGGCCUUGGCUGUAAAUGUCACGGCGCCGGCUGCCCACGGCUGAAUCGUCCACAGGGUCACAGGGCUGGCUCUUUUAUUUUCCACAGGCCAGGAAUCUCUGUGAGAGCCUCACUGUGUCUCAGGGGAACAGAAGUUACUCCUCAGCCCCAGUUGGGCCCUGACAGCUGCCUUCUGGAAUUGAGUGUUUUGGUCUAAUUAGAAACUUUCUGUCUGACCUCAAGAGCUUAUUCCUAUUAUACUUGGAGGCAGUUUUCAUUUGAAGCCUUUGUUCGGUUUUGGUUUUUACCCUCUUCACCAGAUUCAAAUAACUGCUGAAGCCCAGGAUAAUUGCCUUUGGCUGAGAAUGUGAAUGCAGGUUCCUUCCAAGUCAUUGCAGUGGAUUAUCAUGAAUUAUCAUUACCGUGAAGGUCACACCCUGUAGGUUUUUCUCCUUCGUUGUUUGAUCCAGCUCCAUCUUCCACUUGACGCUAACACUUCACAGGGAUUGUGCAUAAAGCCGGGCACACCUUCUGCGUGUGUUCGCUAUAGGAAGCCUUCAAAAAACCUUGUUUUAGUGUAUUCCUCUCUAGAGAGCAGCGCACAGCUGCACAACAAUCAACUGUGGUGAUUUUUUUGCCAAAAUAAAGGCCCUUGAAUGGAGUAAAAUGAGAAAAAAGGGCAGAUGGCAACCCUGCUUUAAAACAUCAACAAAUUCAUUAAUACAACAUUGGGUGGUAGAGGCAUUUGGCAAAGUGCUGAAGUAGCCUCUCUCUUUCUCUGUCACGUUCCCUCUCUCACUUGAGACAGGGGAUCAGGUAGCAGAGCAGAAAGACCGGAGGUUGAUCCGCAGUGCCCUUGCUUCUCUGUUUGUUGUGUUUUUGUUUGUCCCCCCACCCGUCCGUGGAUGUAAUGACCCAUCACCUUCGUCAGCCUCAGGAGAGAUGCCUAUACUCGAGAUGGCAGUGAGCCUAGUCAAGUCCCUGUACUGGGAAGUGUUCCCCCCCAUGUCCACGUGCAGGGUCUACUGCACCCCUGUGUUCCAUGACGGCCUGCUCUAUGUGCUCGGGGGCUGCAGUGAGACAGGCCUGCCACUAGACACUGCCGAGGUGCUGGACAUAGAGAGCCAGACAUGGACCCAGUUACCUCCACUCCCUACAGCCCGUGCGGGGGCAUCAGCGGUGGCCCUGGGGGGUCAGGUGAUGGUAAUGGGGGGCAUGGAUGGCCAGCAGAGCCCCCUGUCCUCCGUGGAGGUCUACAACCCUGACGAGGGCAAGUGGGAGAGGAAGGCCAGCCUAGGACAACCCUCCAUGGGCAUCACCUCAUUAGAGAAAGAUGGGAAGGUAUAUGCGCUAGGAGGGAUGGCAGCUGACACGACGCCCCAGGCUCUGGUGAGGGUUUAUGAGCCGGAGAAGGACCAAUGGCAGCCCCUGACCUCUAUGCCCACGCCCCGCUAUGGAGCCGCCUCCUUCCUGAGAGGCAACAAGAUCUACGUGCUGGGUGGGCGUCAGGGCAAGCUUCCUGUCACAGCCUUCGAGGCCUUUGACCUGGAAAUGAAGAGCUGGACGCAUUACCCCUGCAUCCCCAGCCGCCGGGCCUUCGCCUGCAGUGCUGCUACCGAGCGGGGCUUCUUCAGCCUGGGAGGGCUCCAGCAGCCUGGCCCCCACAACUUCUACUCCAGACCACACUUCGUCAGCACAGUGGAGGAGUAUGACCCAGAACAGGGUAUCUGGAUGAAACCAACCCGAACCUCCAGGAUGAGGGUUAAGAGAGCAGACUUUGUGGCCGGAUGUCUCGGUGGAAGGGUCAUCGUUGCUGGUGGACUAGGUAACCAGCCUUCGCCCCUGUCGUCGGUUGAGAGCUACAAUCCUGUGAAGCGGAGUUGGGAGUACGCUGCCCCCAUGCCCAGUCCCCGCUGCUCCUGUUCACCCCUGCAGACCCCCAACAUGCUGUUUCUCAUCGGGGGCGUGGCCCAGGGACCCAGCAACGCCGUGGAGGCUCUUUGUCUCAGAGAGACUGUGUGACACACACACGGACAGACGAAAGACUUAAUGCAAGCAAAUUCAAUGUGUGCAGGUGAUGGACACUCAUACAGACUUUGUUUUUGCCUUUGAACCUUGCAGUUGGUGGGCAAGAUCAAGUACAGUGACCCUGACACCUGUUUCUUUCAAUGGAGAAACAAAUACAUUUCUACAUCUUAGAGACAUAAGAAGAGUCAAAUAAAUAAGCAAAAAACAACACCACAGACGCAUAGACACACUACACAAAAGACGCCUUUGAACAGUACAGCAUUUUUCUGGAAAAAAGCAGGGUACUUUUCUGGAAACUAAAGGAACUACGGGCCAUAUCUGUUUCACUACAACAGUCAGGCUGCAUUGGCUUGUUAAAACACUUUUCUAUCACCUUUAAAAAAGCAGAGAGUUUAGGAUAUAACAUUGAGGUAUUUGUCUGUUUUGGUACCUUCACAGCCAGGUGUGUGUGAAUAUAGCACAGCUAUACACAUGAUGUUCAAAUCCCACACCAUGAAUACCACCUCUAGAAUGGCCAGGCCAAUCCCUGCACUGUAGCAUCCAGAGACAAGAGUGCUUUGGCACUAAGCAACAUUUCCCUUUUUAAGAGAAAAAUAUACGUAUAUAUUUUACCUCAAGAGCUUUGCAAUGAACGACAUAUGAACUGAAGGCAGGACAAAGUGCAUGCUCAGAAAGUGUGUUUAUUUCAGAUAAUCCUUAGGUGGCGUCUUAAAAAGAGAGCAAUGGAAAGAGAGAAAUUGGGAAGUGUGUUUUUAAAUAGAAAAUCGUAAAUGGAAACUUCACCGCUAGACAAUAUUUGGAGUUUUUCCAGUUCCCUGCAUAAUUAUGAGUGAUGAGCGGUGUUUCAGACAUAAUUAUGAGUGAUGAGAGGUGUUUCAGACAUAAUUAUGAGUGAUGAGAGGUGUUUCAGACAUUAUGAGUGAUGAGAGGUGUUUCAGACAUAAUUAUGAGUGAUGAGAGG